Molecule: messenger RNA, 2516 nt
Organism: Homarus americanus (American lobster)
Lineage: Eukaryota; Metazoa; Arthropoda; Malacostraca; Decapoda; Nephropidae
Product: transmembrane protein 127-like
Biological process (GO): negative regulation of cell population proliferation; negative regulation of TOR signaling
Cellular component (GO): membrane
Source: RefSeq, a predicted model, not a curated record
AACUCAAGUUUUGUGUGACUCCUGAAAUUGUAGCAUUGAUGAGGAUUGUGAUUGGGCUGAUCUUUGCAAUGAUCUGCUCCUCAUUGGUGCAGAUGCUGCUUGACAUAACUGGCCCUACGGGGAGGAUCAUGAAGUGUUUCAGGAAGAAUGCUGUUGCUGGUAUUUUCUCUGUGUUGGUGUGUGUGUUGUGUGUUGGGGUGUGCUACUACAUAAUUAUGUUGAUUGAGACGCAGCAGGAGGCCACCAAACCUGUGGUGGGUCCUACGGCUGUAGCUCGUGUACAGGUCAAACUGGAUGUUGGUUUUUAUCUCCUCAUAUUUGCAGGUGGUUUGUCAGUUAUAGCAGUGGGUUGUAGCUGGUUGAGACCAGCACAUCUAUUCCAAGACUCAGAUUCUGCUCCCCUGAUGGAGGACUGGGGCGGCCUUGAAGGAUUGGAGACCUUUUCUGUGCCACCAGGUAGCUCACUAUCAGCUCACAUCCCUUACUUAAGUGACCUUGAACCUCCACCACCAGUUGAAGGCCAUCCUCCACCUCCUUAUACUCCAUAGACAGUUUCAUGGAGGAUGUAUCAUGUGCUGAAGUAUUUAUAUUGUGAGGGUAGAACAUGUUGCGAUCACUGGAAAAUUACAAUUCAUCAGACUUUAUGAUAAUAAUGGAAAUACUGUACACUAAAACCUCCACAAUUCUGAUUACUAGGGACUCUACCUUGUUGAAAUAAAGUGGAUUCCAAAUUAUAAUCACUUCUGUACACGUCCAACAAAGAUGACCUAUCCAGUAUUUUCAACUUAUCAGCAAUUGACAGACUUGUAUUUUCCUCUUGGUUUCAAUACAGUUUUCUUAACAGCUCAUGUAGAAGUGCACCCAGUACAUUUGUUGAAAGACAUUACAAAACACUGUAGGCUUCCAAAAUGUUUAAAAUACAAAGUUUGUCAGUGAUGGACCAUACUUCUACUCACUACAUAUUACUUGUGCCAGCUGACAGAUGCUGCCUCUGCUAUCCUCUGGGCGAGAGGAAGCUAUGUGCCAUGUGGCCCAUUUCAGAAGUUAUUUUAUAUAUUGUGGUAAAGGCCAUUGUAAGUUUUGAUGUUCAGAAUUUCCAAAAAUAGCGAAAUUAUUAGCAUGUAAAAUUAUGAAUUUCGGAGGUUUUAAUGUAUAACAUAAACACUGAUAUAUGUGCAUUACAAAGCACCAAUAAUACAAGUGAUGUUAUCCUAAGGAUAUGACUUACUUCCAAUUUACUUUACAAUAAUUUGUAGAUAAAUAUUUGUAUGACAGAAUUAUUUUAUCUUCACAAUACAUUUGAUUUCUUGAAGUCUUGUUGAUACAAAUACUUGGUUGGUUGUCAAAAUUACUUUAUCAACACCAGACAUUUGCUUAUAUGUACAGUACAAUAAGUCUAAUUUAAAGUUGCCAUUAAACAAUACAGUACCGAAUAGUGUUUUGUGGAUACUGUAACAAGUUUGUGGGUCAGAUACACAUAAUCUUCUUUAGAACAGUCUCAUGAGACAAAUCACCAUGAUUUUGUAAUUGCAUCUUGAAUGGAUAAGUAAUCUCCCCAUUAGCCAGAAUCCCCAGUCCCUGGAACUCUUCAAUAGCCAAAAUGGAAAUUGGCCUGGAAUUUUUCUGGAAAAAUAUCUCAGUACAGGGUCUGGGGAUGAAAAUCAGGCACAUUUUCCAGAAAAAUUCUGAUAAAAUCUCUCCAAACCUCUUUGUACUGGACCUGGAAGCAAAUUUUGAGAGAGUUCUGAUAGAUUGCAGCAUGCUCCGUCACAGCCCCACGUGAGAGGCGCAUAGGUGGGCUAUCUGCUUUUGGUAGCUUGUAUGCUUGAUUCAUAUUCUGCUGACAUUGUAAAGGUUGUUACCUCACUAGCUGCUGUUUUUGCAUAAAAUAUGUUGUGCAGUACUGUACAUUACUGUACCAGGACAGAAUCAGCCAAUAAUACAUCAUUAAAGUUGUGUUAUGACGUAAAAAGUGUUUACAGUUUCAGUAAACCCCCAUAAUUCGAAAUAUUAGGGGCUUAGCCUUUACGAAAUAAGAGAUUUUACAAAAUAUGAGGGACACCUUCUCUUGAGGGGAAAAACCCAAAACAACUGUACGUUUUUGUUAUCUGCCCCCAUCAAAAUUUAAACGUUUCUAAGUACAAUAUAAUAAAUUUAGGGUUAUUAGACAUACUGGCUCAAACACUGGGUAAUGAUGGAAAAACUUGCGUGUAGACCAUAGAUGUGCACUUCAAUGGACCAAUAUGAACUGACUGUGACUGACACAUGUGACAGGUAUAAUACUUGUUUAUACUGAGGUGGGCGGUUGCAUCCCAUGGCCUCAUGGCGACUUGUGUCAUAUAUAUGUACAGUAUUCGUAAAUGGCUCAUAAUCUGAAAUUUUACCAAAUAUGUAUUACAAAAAAUAAAAUAUAUACUACUGUACAGUGGGGUAUGCUAUAACGAACGGACCCUACUACGAAUAUUCCUAUAACGAACGGUUUUACCUAUAAAAUUGAGAAUGCUAUAACGAACGAA